Orbilia oligospora ATCC 24927 is the source of this 813-nucleotide messenger RNA. RefSeq lists its product as uncharacterized. The transcript has a single exon. The coding region runs from base 1 to 813 and encodes 270 amino acids. The record is from RefSeq and is a predicted model, not a curated record. NCBI's taxonomy places the organism in Eukaryota, Fungi, Ascomycota, Orbiliomycetes, Orbiliales, Orbiliaceae.
AUGUGCAAUAACCACCCACGCCGCCAACGCCAAAUCCUUGCAACUACAAUCAUCACCAGCCUCCAAGAAUACAGCAAGUCCCGCAACCUUAGGCCCUACUCUCCUUCCUCUUCCUCAGAUUCAUCAUCCCACUCUUUCCAAGAACCGAUGACUAAAGGCAUAGCUUACAUGCCACCCCACUACACGGAGGAGGCCACCAUUGACCCAAAUCCACCAGCAUACGAAUCCCUCGCUUCAACCACCACCCCUACUGCUACUAUUAUCGACGAAAAACAACAAUUAUACCGUUUAAGCACCGAGGAACAGGUUCCUCCCCAUGUCAGUGAGGGCUAUAAUCUCAAUACGGGAUUAGAUAGUUCAAACUCGGUACCACGGUAUAUAACACCUACUGUUUCGGCGGGCGCGGCACCGCUACCGUUGAUAACGCUAUCUCCUGCCACAACAAGAACGACAACUACGACAUCAUCCGCGCCGCAAUCUGAACCAUUAAACCACCUCUUGGCCUCCAUCACACAAUACUUUGAUACACAGAUCAAACUUCACUCUAGUCGCCCAGCUACCGUCCGGAAACUGGAAUACAAAAAGGCAAAGAAGCUAUUAAAAGCCGAGAAGAAAUAUAAGGACCAUCUGUCAAAGGGGAAGGAUAUGAAAUACGAAAUAAAGAUGGAAAAGAGAGCGGAGAAAGUGGAGAAGUGGACGGAAUUUAUGGUAAAAAAGAGCGUAGGAAAACAUGAAAAGCAUGUUAAGAAGCAUGGAAGAUGUUGUGAUCAUGUCCCUGUCAAUCAACAGCAGGCAGGGACUGUUGAUCACUAG